Molecule: messenger RNA, 1572 nt
Organism: Patiria miniata (bat star)
Lineage: Eukaryota; Metazoa; Echinodermata; Asteroidea; Valvatida; Asterinidae
Gene: arv1
Product: protein ARV1-like
Exons: 6
Coding region: 35-856 (273 amino acids)
Biological process (GO): sphingolipid metabolic process; intracellular sterol transport; regulation of plasma membrane sterol distribution
Cellular component (GO): Golgi apparatus; cortical endoplasmic reticulum
Source: RefSeq, a predicted model, not a curated record
CACUAUUUAUUUACAGCGCCACCAACGUUUAAAAAUGCUUACAUGGAAAUCCAAGAUGUCAGCGCCCAUGGGAAGCGAAGAGAAGUUAGUUGAAUCAAAUAUGAAAAGCAAAACUACAUGUACCACACACACAAAUCUCAACAGAUAUUUGUGUAUAGAAUGUGGAACGUAUGCCACUGCAUUGUACAAGAUUUACAGCGGAGGAGUGAUUAAAAUCGCGCACUGUGAAAACUGCAGCAAAGUUGUGGAUAAGUACGUGGAGUUUGAUCCUGUCAUCAUUCUUCUGGAUGCGCUGCUGUACAAGCCACAGGCCUAUAGGCACAUCUUGUUCAACACCAACAGCAACAUCCAUUGGAAGCUGAGCAUUCUGUGUUUGCUCUGUGAUGCUUACACCAAAUGGGCCCAGCGUUCCAGGCUCAACUCAGCUAGUGAUCUUCUAGACAGGCAGUUUCUCUUCUUUGCCCUGCAGUGGCAUUUCUACGUUAUGUUUAUCAUUGCAGGACUUGAACUGAGUACCUUUCUCAUCGGUGUCGUGGCAUCAACAAUUCUUCACAGAAAAAUAACAGGAUCCCCGGGCAUAUGUACGUCGUUACUUCUCCGUUCUUUACUCCUGUGCUGUGUGGGGAAGCUACUAGUAAUACCUAUGGUCAUCUGGGGAACGACAGACAUUGAGACUUGUAUGUGGUUGACACGGUUAUUUGUGUUCACAUCGGCUACACAGGCCUUAAGAGUCAUAAUGAAUUCACAUACUGCGCUAGCAAGCAGCUUGAUCUUGCUGGGGUUUUCGGCACAGUAUCUGUCCACCCAUCUGUCACCCCUUCUGGAGUGGGUUUUGAUGCAGAGCUUUGCUUCAUGACCAAAGAGUCAACCUUCACAUAGCUUCCCAAGAUGCACUCAAAUUGCCAAAUAUUUAGCACUUAAAAUUAAGUUCUUUACCUGACGAGCCUACAUAUGAAAAGGCAGACGAUAAUAAGCAAAAGAGCAGUAAUGCAAGUAAUUUUCAUAUUGUCCAUUUUAUUUGACAUCAACACAAAUGUGCUUGAAGAUAUGCUACGUGUUCUGUCACUGGCAGCAGUAACAUUACGCUUGUCAACAUAAUCUUUGAAGUUCAAGCAACUUCAUGUAUGUAAUAUUAAUAUCUGAAAUACACCAGCUGUCUGAAGUAAAAAAUAUAGUUUAAUAAAAUGGUGCUUACUUAUGGUCAGAAGUAAAUCUUAUUUGUACAAGGCAAUUCUAAGAUUAACCACAACCCAUAAUAGAUGGAUUUGGAAUGAUGUUGUAGGGUUGAGGAAGCCACCGUUACUAUACAUAGGGUUUGAUUGCUAAUGGUGGAUUUUGGAGGGUUCAAAAAGGUUCCCGAGAUAAACACCAAAGGAGUUAUGGUUAAAUAUCGAGUUAAAAGACAUUGUAAUAAAAUAUUACGCUCAAAAAUCUCAAUGCAUUUGUUUAAUAAACUUUACCCAACAUAUUUGGCUCAAAACCAAAAUCCAGGUUUUUUUAUCUGUUAUUUUGUAUGCUGCUUGUUCUGUGCUACUGUCAAUAUUUUGUUUGUAUAAUGCAAAGCCGAGAAGA